Molecule: messenger RNA, 812 nt
Organism: Prorocentrum cordatum
Lineage: Eukaryota; Dinophyceae; Prorocentrales; Prorocentraceae
Source: the annotation of a GenBank genome assembly
CGGCCGACGAGGCCUGCGCGCCACCAGCGGCGGCGGCGGCCAGAGCCGCCGCGGCGGCGCAGGCGCGCGGUGAUGAUCGGGGGCUCCUGGCUCGCCGCCGCGCCGCGCCGCGCGCAGGGCCAGUGCUGAUGAUCCAGGACGCCCCGCGGGAUGCAGCCCAGGGGCACCGCGCGGUGGACAUCGUGCGUGGCGUAGCGGCGCCCACGGCGGAGUGGCGGUCGGUCCCCCCCGGCGUGCCCUGCCCCAGGGGCUGCGAGUACCGCAUGGACCUGACCACCGGUCUCAACCUCGUGCGGCUGUCCGCGCCCGUGGACCUGACGGGCAGCAGCGGCUCGUCGCUGGCGCUGGUGCGCGCGCCGGACAAGGCAUCGGCGGCCCGGCGCAUCACUUCCAAAGCCUCUGGAAGCGGCGAGAAGGCGCCCGCCUCGCGCGCGCUGGCCAAGGCGGCGCUGGCGCCCGCGCCGCAGGUCAGCAAGCCGUCGGGAGCUGUGCUGUCGGCCGGCAGCUCGAAAUUCAAGGCCGUGCACAGGGAGCACGCGGAGCGCAGAGUUUCAACGCUCAAGGACGGCACUUGGAAGGAGUCCAAGAAGGUCGUGAAGAGCCAGGCUCUCGUGGGUCGAGAUGUCGCCGGCGGGGGGAAGUUCGGCGAGCAGAUCACGUCCAGCAGGCGGGAGUCGUUCCGGAAGCUGGCCGACGGCAGAUCGGUGGUCGUCGAGAGCAUCACGGUGCGCAAGACCACCGUCCUCCCAAGCAGCGGGUAGGGGGCGCGCUCGGGCACGGCGGCUGGCUAGAUGGGAACGUCGCCACUGCAA